AUCAGAGGGCCUGAUCUACGAAUGGUCCCCAGAUACAACAACUCUGAUCAACUGUACGCCUCCGUGCCCAGGAGGAUGCCAGUGGAGGACUACUCGAACCAGAACUGGGCCAACCAGAGGGACCCCGUCCAUUACCCCAACCCCAUCUACGAGACCCAUCAAGACAACUAUCCUCCACGAUCUGCCCGGUUGCCUGUGCCUAGACCCGCGGAGGUCACAGGAGGUUACUAUCCCUCAUCUCAAGCUCAACAGAGGGGUCCCGUGAGGCAGGACGUCCCUCCCCCAUCAAACCCUGGUGCCAGAGCACCACCGCGAUACGAAACGCUGAACCAGGGGAACUAUCGGACGGCCAGUCCUGAUCGCUACGGCCCAUACGGAGAUGAACAAUACCAAGAUCCCCGGCAGAAAAAGUCAAUGAUCGGAGCCGUCUAGACGAGGAGGAAGUAGGUUGGUGCUGGUUAUGUAAUUGUGUCCAUUUACAAGAACAAUCUAAUUAGUUUCCUAGACUUAUGUGAAGAAAAAGCAUUUGACACAGCCAUCGAUUACUCCAAAUUGAAGUUACGUUUUUUUUUUCUAAAGUGAUUUGUUUCGGAUAUCCCCCAUUUUUCCUCUUAAUUAGCAUCAGUUCUGAACAUCAAGUCGAUUUUACACAAGCGUCCGUUAGGUUUAAAAGUUACAGCUUACAGAAGCACAUAGAGUUUGUAUGUAUGUAUGUACGUAUGUUUAGCAUGUAUUUAAUUCACUAUACCACACAAAUGUGUUUAAUAUGAUGAUCUGCUGUGGAUAGUAUGGCCGUUUCUUCCCCUCAUGAGUAUGCAUUCAUUUUUUUUGAGGAUGUGAUUGAUAGUCUCUUAUUACCCUAAAACAUCUCUGAUGUUCUCAGAACGCUUUUGGGUGCCUUCUUUUUUUUUUCUCAGUGAAUCAAUCCUAAAGUGUGUUUUCAUGCUAUGUUUUGAGGGUAAUAUUCUAUUUCAACUACCUCCCUCCAUGAUUGAUUUUAGUAAAGUCGUUCCGAGUCCCAAAAACACCAAAACGGACGAGGUUACACAAGUAGCUGAUCCGAUAUCACCGUCUCAAACUGUUUUGACUUUUGAUGUCACAUUUCUUUUUUACAUUAGGUUGAGGUUUUUACAUUCCUUGUAUUUGUUUGCCCUUUCAGCCUUUUUAUGGUAGUUGUGCGAUGGUAAAUUCUGCCUCGUAGGUGCAAACGCUGUAUACACAGGGCUCGUGUAGUGAACAAUCAUUGUUGUUGGAUCACUGCUUUAAAAACAAUACUUCCUGAUAUCCUUAAAAUGAUCCGUUUAUUGUAGAUAGGAGAUAUAUUGCCAGUCAAAACAGGAUCUUACAAGAACCAAUAAACAAUGAACUUUGGGUUGAGUUUUUUUGCACAUCUAAGGGCUGAAUGAAGUGGUUUACAGGAAAAUGGCUGGAUAGAUACUGAGAAUACAUGAAGUUUUGUGUGUUUUACUUUUAAGAUUUGACCUUUUACACACAUGCUACUCUAUCAACUUUUAAAUGGUGUGUAUGAAAAAUCAGUUGCUGUUAUCUUGUGUUUGUCUCGUCUUUGAAAAGUUGAUUUUAAUUUCUGUAUUUUUAUACCACAUUUUUCAUCCAAUGUUUAUGGAAAAUCUACUAUCUUUGUGUUUAUUUUGCUUGGAUUUUGUUUUUAUAUUUCAUAUUUAAUCUUUUUACGUUUGUUUUCUUUAUUAGCAGCUGUGUUUUUUGUCAAUUUAUUUUAAAACUUAACAAUAGAGACAAGAAACUGUGUAAUUUUCUUCAUUUUGCCAUUUUUUAUUGUUUAUUUGUUUUUGGUUUUUGCUAUUAUAUAUUUUUAUGAAAAUCAAAAUGCUGAUCUGCAUAAUUUGUGAAAAUCAAAUUACAUGGAUGACUAUUAUUUUGUUUUUGUUGUUUUGAUACCUUAUUCUUUUUUUUUUCUUUUUUUUUUAAAGUUAGGCAAAUGUUGUAUGUAAUAACCAAAAAUUAAUAGGCAUGCAUUUUGGAGUGAAUAAAAUGUUAAUGAAAUUAAUUCUUAUUAACUAAGACACUUUGGUACCUUUUUAUUUGAAGUGAAACUGUAAGUUUUUGUGUAAAUAAAGUGGUGUGUUGGUUCAGACU
This is a messenger RNA of Carassius auratus (goldfish), 2115 nucleotides long. Its product is annotated as partitioning defective 3 homolog B. Lineage: Eukaryota; Metazoa; Chordata; Actinopteri; Cypriniformes; Cyprinidae. The record is from RefSeq and is a predicted model, not a curated record.